AUGAAUUACGGAUAGUGAAAGAUGGAAAAUAUGGAGCAGAAAACCAUGAGGUUAAAGGUGGAUGGGAUGGGAUGGUCGGAGAACUUGUUCGACAGGAGGCAGACAUGGCUAUCGCUCCAAUGACCAUAACAUCCGAGAGGGAACGAGUAAUAGAUUUUAGCAAACCGUUCAUGUCAUUGGGUAUAUCGAUAAUGAUCAAAAAACCUAUGAAACAAAAACCGGGAGUUUGGAGUUUUCUCAACCCACUUUCAAAAGAAAUAUGGGUUAGCGUUCUUUUUGCUUAUGUUGGAGUGAGCAUUGUUUUAUUUGUGGUGUCAAGGUUUUCUCCAUACGAAUGGCGGUUACUUCAUAUGACUGGUGAACAUCGAGAUCCGGGUAACCCACACACCAACCACGGUGGAACGAUGGCAAACGACUUUACAAUGUUAAAUUCAUUAUGGUUUUCUUUGGCAGCUUUUAUGCAGCAAGGAGGGGAGCUAUCCCCUAGAUCGUUAUCGGGCCGAAUAGUUGGUGCCUGCUGGUGGUUCUUUACUUUAAUAUUAAUUUCCAGUUACACUGCUAACUUAGCUGCAUUUUUGACUGUCGAACGAAUGGUAGCUCCUAUAAACUCACCUGAAGAUUUAGCUUCGCAAACUGAGGUGGAAUACGGAACGUUAUAUCAAGGUGCAACAUGGGAUUUCUUCAGGAGAUCACAAUUAACACUUUAUUCAAAAAUGUGGGAAUUCAUGAAUUCCAGAAAACACGUAUUUGUUAAAACAUACGACGAAGGUAUUAAACGAGUAAGAACCUCAAAAGGAAAGUUUGCCUUGUUAAUAGAGUCUCCAAAAAAUGACUACACUAACGAAAGAGAACCAUGUGAUACCAUGAAAGUGGGAAGAAAUCUAGACGCAAAAGGUUUUGGUAUUGCAACCCCUCUUGGAUCACCAUUAAGAGAUGCAGUUAAUCUUGCAGUACUAUCAUUGAAAGAAGAUGGCGAACUUACCAAACUCAAGAACAAAUGGUGGUAUGAUAGGACCGAAUGCCUUCGAGAUAAACAAGAUACAUCUCGCAAUGAGUUGUCAUUGAGCAAUGUCGCUGGAAUAUUCUACAUCUUGAUAGCUGGUCUCUUUAUAGCUAUGGCGGUAGCAUUAUUGGAAUUCUGCUACAAAUCACAUUCAGAAGCAAAAAGAGCUAAAAUACCCCUUAGUGACGCCAUGAAAGCAAAGGCGAGACUAACAAUUGGUGUAGGCAGAGAUUUUGAUAAUGGAAGGUAUUACACUCCAGCUAAUCAGAUUGCGGGGGGUAAUGAGCAAGACCAGCCUCAUACAAACACCCACACACAAGUCUGAUCAUGUAGGGAAAAUUGGUAAAUAAUUUUAUAUAUAUGUAACUAUGUCUUGUUACUAACGAAAUCAAAACGUUUGUUUAUCAAGUUAAUAUAUCAAGUAUGUAAGCUAAAC
Messenger RNA from Diabrotica balteata, 1439 nucleotides. The record is from the annotation of a GenBank genome assembly. Lineage: Eukaryota; Metazoa; Arthropoda; Insecta; Coleoptera; Chrysomelidae.